UCCCAGAUGUUACACUGUAUAUGGCUGCGCAGAUGUUCAGGGUCUGUACUCCCCAACGUCUCAAGUCUGAGUUUGAGACUCGGACUUAGAAAAGCCAAUUUUGAAAUGUUACAAAUAUCUUUAAUAUAUGUUUAUGGACAAAAGAUGUUUAAAUUAUAGUAAAAUACAGUCGAAAUCCAUAGGCUCGAACUCCCAGGGACCAGUGAAAAUACCUCAAGCCUCGGUGGAAUUCAAGCCAAUCGGUAAUGCUUUCCUUUAGUAUUUAGAAAUCCGUCCUUUACAUCCAGUUUGAGCCAACAAGGAAAUCAACGAGCCAAGCGAGUUUGAGCCAACAGGGUUUGACUGUACGUUAUUUAGAACAUGCGUAGCUUUUUUACCAUAAUUACUCUUCAAAGAGCUAUUAAACAUUAAAAUUAAAAUUCACAGUUUUUGAGUCCUGGGUCUUAAACUCAAAUGAAGAUGUUUAUGGAUAUGGGCCCAGAUUGAUGAAUUUGCAGAUCUAAAAGGCUCUUUUACAUAUUAUUUUUCUGAAAUUUCGCUAUAGGCCAGAGCUAAGCCACUUUUUACAGACACAUAUUUAAUAUAAAUGGAUUAAAAGUUGCAGCAAAACUUUGAUCUCUGUAUUAUUUAUGUUGAACAGAAACUAUUUUAGCAAACAUUCUUACCUUGACUGGGUUUUUUGGUUGUUGUCGUUUUUUUCAAAAUAUUCAUUGUAUUAUUAUAACCUUGGUCUGUCAUAAUUAAUGAUGCUUAUAAUAUUGUGCAAAAACUUAACAUUGGCCAUUACUUAUAAACCAUAAUGGCUAUUCAUAUUAGCUAACUUGCAUAAUUCCAUAGAUCUAGAUCUGCAGAAAACCUAAAAAGUUUGAAUCAUACUAGCUUAAAUAUUUGCCCCUUUUUAUUUUUCCAGUUUUUGGUACAUGACUUAUGAUUUAAAAAAAAGACAUUUUUGUUGGGUGCUCUAGUUGAAAUAAGAAAAGUUUUAAGACAAUUAUAGACAUUUCUAGAUUUGAGCGCAAGACUGGCGUAUCUCCUUCUUUUUGUUCACAACCACUUUGCACUUAGCCCUCGAUUUGUGGUUUAUGACUUAACUUAUUCAGGUACAUCUUACGUCAAAAACUAUAUGUAAAGAUACUUGUGGCUGGCACUGUUUUGUAAUAUGCAGAUAGAUUAGAGUAGCAGACAACAGUUAUGUAUGGCUUGAGUGAAAAUUGAAUUGUUAUAUUGUGCUCUGUUCUCUAUCGGGCAUAUAACUUUAUAUGCCUUGUAAUAAUAAUGUCACAGAUCCCUUAAAAUCUAUUGUGGAUUGAUAUGUAAGUGUUGAAAUUUCUGUUGAAUCCUCUUUGAUUAAAUACUAAAAAAUGGAUGCCAUCUGGUCAUGGUUAUGUACUCUAAUGUCAGUUUUGAAGCACUGAACAUUGUCAAAGAACGACGAAAAACAUUUAUUAAAGGGGCAUUAUAUAGGUUGAUGUGAACAUUUUUUUAUUUAAAUGCAUUAUCAUGUUCAACACAUUUGACUAAAACGAUCAAAAUCAUUUGUGUACAGUUUUGUGAUAUUGAACGAUAUUUUGGCACUUUUUUAACUGGGGAAUUGGUGGCCACUUGAAAAAAACAAUUAUAAUAAUAUUAAUGCAUUCAAAUUAAAAAAUAAUAAUUUUUCAAUCAACCUAUAUGGUGCCCCUUUAAGACGUAUGUACAAGAUGAAAGAAGGUACAUUGUAUCCUGUACGGGUGUGAUGUCGUAAGGCUGGAAUCAGUGAAGUGUGUCAUAUCCUCCACUAUCCCGUAACUCUGUCCUCUGUAAUAACAACUGCACCAACUUGGUUCCCUGCUUAUACGGAUGAAAUAGAAUUGUUAGAAUAAAACCUCUCUUAUAUCUGUAUUAUGUUUUUAUAUUUAUGAUAAGAAGGGUCAACCCAAUGAUAUCCGCUCCACUCGCCACACUCAGGUCCGUAAACUUCAUAUGGACCGGUUUCAGUGUGAUGUCACCAAAAAGCCAUAUUUGUUGGAACGCUAUUUCCAAAGAAUGCGAAACCCUGGCAAAAAGCAUGUUGAGGAUGAGCCUGUAAGAUCGUUACGAAAAGACCGGCGUGGUAGAAUGGUUCCCUCAGCAACCUCAGCUGUUACUAAAAAUAACCAGGAGAUGAAGACCCAUGAAAAGGACGGCUCAUUCAAGGCAGCCAAGCUUCUUGACUUUGAUUCCACAAGCAAUGGCAGCUUUCCCGAGAUGGCCGGUAAUUCGGAGCAGAAUCAGGUAUAUGGCCCCACGACGCGUCGCAAAUGGUCCGAGUGGAUCGCUCAACCUCAUACAUCGAGCGGGGGCCACAUUAUGUCCGUCACUGAUACGGAAAAUGAAGAUGAAGAGAACUCUAAACCACAUAAGAUGAGCGCCAACGAAAAAAUUAAGAAACAAGUGGCGAAGGUUCUUGCUCGCGAAAAACAUGCCUCAGCAGAAAGAGCGAAAAAGGAAGCAGCUGAAAGAAUCGGACGAACAGAAAGGGCAUCGGUGGAGAGAUUGAGAGCAUCUGAGGAGAAGGAAGUGCGUCAACACGUGCAGCCAGUUCGGGCGUCGUCAGCAGAGGCAGCUGGAGCAACAGAAAGACGGGCUCACUCAAUGGCAAAACAGCGGAUACAGAUGGAGCUCAACAAUCGACUUGUGCUAGAAGACACUGAAGCAGAGAAGAAAAUGGUACAUCGCCGGAAGCAGAGAAAGGUGCUGUCAGCCAUCAAGGCGCGUGCAGUGGCCAAGUCUCGAACCAAGGAGAAAGUUCUUGCCCUUGAUAGCCUUAAUCUCCUACAUUCUCACACACUUCUGUCAACAUCUACCGCAGCUUCGGACAAUAUGAGCUACAAUGAUUCCAGCAUGACGUCCAUGUCCAACUCAUACUUCAAGCCAUCCGUCCAGUCACAGUCGGUCACAGCCCUUGAGAUGGCCCCCGCCCUCCAGAAACUCAUGGAUGCAAUGAAGCAGCAGUACAUGCAGUUCCUUCUGCAUAUGCAGACCCCCAACUACCACGACUCCGUACAGAAACAGAUUGACAAUGAACAAGCCCGGCAGCGUGAUCUCAAGAGUGAGGUGGAGCGAUUAGAGAGGCAGAUACAACACCUACAGACAGAUAGCACAUGCCUGCUUAAGUCUCGACUGAAAGAGGUGGGUAUUGAUGCGACCACACCAGGAGACUUUAUCUCCCAAGCCCGGGGCAUUCUCACCCAGCAGAACGAUCUAGAAGUUCUUGCCGACACACUUCAGAGGCAGAUUGACCAACUUGAAACAGAAAACAGCAUGCUGAUGAACUCCCAGAGCCAGGCUUUUAUAGGACAGAGUUUAACAUCGGGGAAAUCCAACGGGAAAAAGAACGGCCUAGUAACGCUAUCUCAAACUCAGGAAUACAUUGCCAGCCAGGUGGCUGAAUCCUUAAUGAAGAACCAGCAGGUUCAAGCCCUGGAAUUUCAGGUCAACCAACUGGCACAAUCUUCUGGCAACGACCAGCUCAAACAUCCAUCUCAGGGAAAAUCGAAAAAUUUGGAUGGUAGAAAGAGACGGAUCGAAGAAACAGAACCGGAGAAUGUAAAUCCAAAUGUAAAUCCUGUGGAUUUUGUGAGUCCUGAAGUGUCUCAGAUUCUUGGUACUGUUAGUGAGGUUGGUCGGGAGAAAAGUUUGGGUUCUGGAUCGAAAAGAGGCAGGCCUGCUACUAAAAAUCGUAAAAACAUAUCUUCAAGGGAUUCCCCUAAAGACGCAACAACUGCUGGAGGAAAUUUAUCAAUCAGGAAACUUCUAGAAAACACAGGAACUGACCUUUGUGUAAAGGCUGACCAAGGUCAACGAAAAGCUAAAUUAAAUGGUCAUAUUGACAGAAUGGACUCUGAUCUCAGUAUACAACGCCCUAGUUUACCUAUAAGCAUUCCACUUGACUGUCUUCCCGGCAAUAAUAUGAGACGUACAACUGAAUCUGAGGGGGACAUCAGUUUAGAGAGUAACAGUGGCAACAGGAAACCAAUGAGCUCUCAGUUUGGUUCCCAUGAUGGUAGGACUGGUUCCCCUAGGAAUGAUGUCACUCAGGAAUCAGCCAAUGAACAAACAGCAUUAUCCACUAAGUCAUCGUCAUGGACUUCAGCAAAUUUUGUGUCAAAUGCUUCUCUGGCAUCAGCAAAAACGGAUUUUACUAUGGACAAAAUGAUUAUUCCUAAGAAACGAGGACACAUUUUUAAUGGGACUACAUCAGAUAUUGUGAAACAAAGUAUCAUUAAUAAGGUUGAAGGUAAUCAUCAAAAUAGAGAGAUGUAUUUGUUACCUCAGGUUAAAAAUAAAAAGGAAUCCAGUAAGAGCAAUAAGCGUAAAUCAACCUCAAAUCAGAACGCAGCGUCUAAGAGAUUAAUGAAAAAAGACAACCAACGAGAUUUAAAAUCUGGUCCGCAGUUGCUACGCAGUAUGCAACCUCCGAACUCUGCAUCACCGGAGACGAGAACAAACACGGCCAUGUUGAUUUCCACAGCCAAUCAGCCAAUAGCUAUUACUGCGAUACCGUCUCCAGAUGUCCGGUCCCAGGCAUUCAGACAGAGGAAUGAAGGCAUGGGCAAUCAUUCAUCAGCAUCACCAUUUGAUGCUUUGUUGGCCACAGCAGCAGAGGAGCACAAGUCCCUCCAGGAAGAACAAAAACAUCUGCCCCAGACAGAAGAAAGCCUUUUCAAAUCAUUUGACCUGCAAACUAAGACUCCGAAUGACAAAAAAUCAUCGGGCUCAACAUCUGAGAAGCCAAGAUUUGGGUCACCAAAGCGACGGAGAUUGAGUUCCAUUUCUCCACCUGCAUCUCCGAGUUCAAACUCAAACUCUGUGAAUUCCAAGUUAAAGCAACGCUCUCGAUCGUCAAGCAGCAGUUCAAGUUCCCGGAGUCAUAGUCGUAGCUCAUCACGUAGUAGUCGUAGCAGCAGUUCGAGUAGUGACUCGGGAGGAGAGGGACGUAAAAAGGGAUACAAGAAUCAGACGCUGCCCACUCAACCCAUGUUGGCUGUGAAAUCACUGGCCAAUACCUGGUCCUCGGUUAAUGUAUCAAGUAGUCUGCCAAAAUAUGCUAUUAACUUGAGUACAGGUACUGUACAAAGUGUGUCGAGUGGGAUGAGUUAUAGUUCUCCAAUGGCCGGGAAACAAAAAAGUGUGCUACUUAAUCACGCUCUUACAAGCUCAGUUGCAAACCCUGGUAUUCCUAGUCAGCCAUAUGCUUCGAGUAUCAUUGUACAGAACCAUAAUUUAGUCGCGCCAAAUGUGUCAUCUGCUACUCAGAUCCUUAUUAAGCCUCAUGUGCUAGUGCAAAGUUCACUGUCAAGUACUGUAUGUCAUAGACCAAGUGUAACUGUAAGUGGAAAUCAUAAGUCCUUAGAACAAACCACUGUUAAAACAUUAACACAGAAACCCAUUGCAUCCACUUCGACGAAAACUUCUCAAGCAAAAGGCAAUUUAGUUUUGAAUGCUAAUUUUCAAAAGGGUGGAGUCAAGAUAAUCACUGGUUUACAGGGUCAAACAAUCAACAGUCAGAAUGGUUCUCAGCUUCCGGUUCAAAUGGCAAUAUUGCCUCAAUCUAGUAACGGAGUAACACAGGGGUACCAGCUAUUGACAUUUGCCACUCCGAAUACUGGAAGUAAUGCAUCAUCAUCGCACAGUGUAAAUGCACACUUCGACAAUGCAACAAAACUCCAACUCAGUGCAUCAAACAUUAUUUCAUCGUCACAGAAAAAACAGUCCAGUAAAUCUUCAAAUAAGCAAUCUGGCGCAUCGAAGUAUAGUGCUAUAAUAAAUGCAAACACACAGGUUUUAGUGGGUGGUGCUUCUAGUUCAGCUAGUGCUGGAUAUUUUGACAAUGGGAAGCCACAAAAUGUGAGCAUACAGUCUAUAAAUUCAUCUGGACUUCAACUGUCAAUGUUCAACGCUGGAAUGCAACCACAAAUAGUUCCUGUGGCUUUUCAUACCCAGGCAACAUCCCAGCCAUCAAGUCAGCAGAAGACUCAAAAGCCCAAUAUUCUGAGUCAGCAAACAAAGUCUGGGCGUUUGACUUCUCCACCUCGCACCGCACACACCCCAACCCCGAUUCCCCGCAUCUACACCCCGACUCCCGGAGGGGCCUCAACCCCCAGCCUCCUCACAGACCUUUCACAUGACCACAGGUCCACUCAGAUCGGUUCCCUACUUCUAAAUCAGUCCAACCUAACCCAGUUCCAGGGAACCGGUGCUUUUAACCCCACCGGGCAGUUUAACCCUCAGGCUUACACUGGUGACCCCCGGGGUCUAGCGUUGGUCGGUAUACGGCCUGACCAGGGGGGAGAUGCCCAUCCCACACUACAUCUCCAGGGAUACCAGGGCCUCGCUUCACAGAGACUGGCCAUGUACUCUGACCAGGCGGCUGCCCUCCGGCACAACUUCCCAGCCAUGUACAGGCCAGGAGGUUGGUAAGUUAGGACAGGCGUAGGAAUCUUGGGUCACGCCAAGUAGUUCCACUGUAGCAGCACAAAACAGAGCCAGUAUGGAAAAAGAAACAUCCCAUGAAUUGAGCAGCUGUGUUGAGUUCAAAUCAAGUAUUAGAACUUAUGUCUUGAUUAAAAUGUUAAUAAAAUGCCAGAUAUUUGUGCAAGACAGGUGUUCUUGAAAGAAAAUGUAAGCUUUUGAAUAGUUGUAAGAACAAAAAAAUGAUAUUUAUGAUUCAUUCAUUUGCAACUCGUAUUGUCAUUCAUAUUUUUUACCACUGCUGAGCAGUUUAUGGGUAUUUUACUGAAAAAGAGAUCCAUUAUCCAUUCAAAGUACCUCAGUAUGAUGUUACCGAAAUGUACUAAGAAGGCCGUUUUAUGGUAGGGGACAUUCCUUGAAUGUUCAUUUUGUCAUUCAAGACUUUAUCAGGGAUAUUUAUUUCAAGUAUGCCAUGUUGUGUGGUGUCACACCAUGUUGUGUGGUGUCACGCCAUGUUGUGUGGUGUACAAAUUUUCAUGAAAUUUAUUAGGAUUGUCAUUUUAUGUGUUAUCAGAAGCACUUCUUUGCAAUGCAGUAUUCGCACAUAAAUGCCAUAAACUAUUUUUGUACUCUUAAGUUUAUUAAGUAUUUAAAUUCAACCAGACAAAACAGGUAAGUUAUUCUAGCUGUGUGUACAUUGAAUUCCAUUUUUAAAUAGUUUUCAAAUGGAAAAAUUGUUACCAAUCUUAUUAGAACUGUAGUUUUUAAAUGGGUUAUCCUUUUUCACCAUUCCUUUACUACAGACUACAUGUAUUAAAUGGUAAAGCAAGAUGUUGGUAUGUUUUUUGUAUUAUGAUAUCAAUGUUUAACACCAUUCAGAGUGAUAACAGGAACUGAACAGAAUGUUGCUAUUAGUGUAACAAAAAUAUGAUGUAAUUCAAACUGUAUAUUUGUGAAAACAAGGAUUGAAAAGGAUUGUCUAGGAAAUAACCAGUAAGACCAUUGGAAAAAUAAAGUUCAAGUUUAAAAGUGAGUGUACUAAACAAUUAAUGAACAGAAAGAAAAUUCAUAAGUUGCAAUGUUGUUAUUUUGAAGUGUUUUUUCAAUGUAAAGAUUUAGUUUUUUAACUGAAUUCAAAAUGAUUUAUCCCAUUGUUUUACCAUAUAGUUCUAUUAAGCCACAUAGUGAUAAUUGAUUCCGAUAUAAAUGCUAUCGAUUAUCAGCAACCUCAAUCAUAAUCAACUGAUUUUCAAAAAUACUCCAUCAUCCUUUUAUCCCUAAUGAAUACAUUAUCCUUAAAAGUGCUUAUCUGUGGCUGUGGCAUCUGACACAUGCCUGAAAGUGUGCCAUUUUGUAAAAUUGUACUUAAGUUGUGUUUGUUUUUAUUUAUGUAAUAAAUAUACUUAACUUUAGGAAGUUACUUUGUUGUUAAAAUGGUUACUUUUUAUUUCUUUAGGAUUCAUGUAUCACUUAUAUUACCCCUGUAAACAAAGUUUGAAGGGAGUUAAAUUGGAGUCACCAUACGGUCGGUUGGUUUGUCAGUGCCCUUGAGUAUGAUUUUCACACUUUUGGCUUUUAAGUUUGUGGGGCCAACUAUUCCCAGAGUUUUAGAGAUAUAACUCUGAUACUUGGUAAUUACCAGUAUUGGGCUAAAAACAGAUUAUCGAUAGUACAAUCAGUCUUUUACGAAAUCUUAAUUGUAGUUUUAUUGUUGUACAAUAACUCGUAAUCCUUAAAAAUGCUUAUGUUAUGUUUGCAAGUGUUUAAUGUUGUUGUUGAUUCUGGCCAUAUUGUUGACCAUAACAACUUAAAACUUUCAAAUGUAUAAAUGAACUCAAAGGAGAAAAUUGGCUAAAAUUCAGGCCCAACCAAUCAGUUUUCGAUUAUAAUCAAAUCGGAACAUCACUAGUAAUCACCUUGAUGGGUAGUAGUGCCUAGCGUUAUUUUCUACAUUUAUUGAUUAUCUGAGAAAGAAUUGUCCUGGCUAACUCUUUUUGAGUUAUGUGACUUUGAACGUCAGUUUAACAGUUCUCAUGAUGUUUCUAGAUUAAUUUUGUGGCAAAUAAUACUUAGUGUCCUCGAUAUAAUCAUCUAUUACGAUUCUAAUUUUUAAUUUAUGAUGAUUCUUAUUCCAAUGUUUACCUGAGUCAACUAACAUCCUGUGUAAGGGUGGCGUGCGGGGGCAGUUAUCACUCCUGGGAUACCUCUAGUUUAUUUUUCUUUCCUUUGAAUGCAAUUGUACAUGUCAUUGUUAUUAUUUCACUUUGUUUUAAAUGCACAUGUCGAUUUUACUUUUAGCAUGCAAGAUACAUUUUUACCAUGGUGUACAUGUACAUAAUGUGUUAACUUAUUACAGCUUUAACUGUUGCCAUUUUAUACAUUUGUGCUUUUUUUCUGUAAGAAAGUCAUUUUGUAUGUAAAAUUUUAAAGCUGUAUAUUGUGAUCAGUUAAAAACACAUAAAAAAUUGUUAUCAUUUUAUAGGGUCAGAUUGAAACAUAGUUUCAAAUUGCGAGCAAUAUGCUUGUUUCUAUGAUAAAACACCAUAAAAAUAUUAAGAGCAAUAUUUUUACCAAUUACUAAAAGAAUAUGACAGGAAAUGCAAAAAAAUGCAGAAAAGCAUUAGUAAAGCCUUUGAGAAUUUACCAAGUCUAAACAAACCUCUGAACGAUUGGCCCAAUGAAUAUGAAACUUGGUAGACAAUGCACAAAUGUGUAGCAAGUCCCAUCGGUCUGGUUAAUUUAUAUUAUUUGCCGAGUUAUACCAAUUGCUCAGCUUAAAAAAAAUGAAAACGCAUUGAUAUCUUAUUUUAUCCAAAUACGUACACCUUAAAUUUUUUGCAAAAUCGUUUGAGUUUUUAUUUGCUGACAAUUCAAUGUUUAUGAAUCUUUCCCCUUGAAAUUAAGAAAGAGUUUAAUAAGUAUUUAUUUCCAUGUAAAAAUAUCUUCGUUUUUAGAACAUAAGCCAGAGUGAUGUUUCCUUUAAAUGUGCAGUCUGUCAGAUCACAAUUUGCAACCAGAUCAAGCGAAGUAUACUAAUUUUUAUACCCCUGUUCAUAGAACAGGACGUGUUAUAGUUUUUUUGUCAGGCAAGCGGCAUCCAGUAGCAUCCAGUAUGUUGUCUGAUUAAUGUAUAUUUAGAAGGCUUUGACCAAUCAUCGCUGCCAUGAAAACAGCCAUUUUGCUCAAGUCACUCAAGAGUUAUCACCCUUUAAUUAUAGAAUAUACCUCAAAUCGGUCUGGUCCGAGCCAUAACUCUGGAACCUUUUGUCCAAUGAUCACCAAAUUUGGUCUGAAUGUGAAUGUGCUAAGUAUAUUUUGACAAGUUUGGUCGACAGCCACUCAGGAGUUAUGACCAUUAAAUUGGCAAAAACUAUUUACAGUGUCCGCUCUCAGAACUUAUCACCAUGCUUGUACUUGGAGUCUUAAAAAUUGAAAGGUUUUUUUUUGCAACAGUUGCCGGACUGAAAGUUGUUUGGUGAGUGUUAAUAUUUAAACAUUUUUUAAUAUUUAUAAAAUAAGGCUGUUGUGCUUGAUGUCAAAUGGAUACUGCCAAGUUGUUGUCAAACAAUGACAGCAGUGUGUGUUAUUAAAUAAAGGCUGUUGUGCUCGAUGUCAAAUGAAUACUGCCAAAUUGUUGUCAAACAAAGGCUGCAGUGUUUGUUAUCAAAUAAAGUCUGUUGUAUGCUAUGCUGACCGGAGUUCUUUAUGUUGUGUACUAUCUGUGACUUUAUAGUAAGUCAGAUUUAGAAAUAUGUAGCACAAAGAAAUAGGUCAGUUUAGUUUAUUCUGCACUGGAAAAAUAAAACUCAAGUGAAGAAUUUAUUCUGCAAUACAGGCCAGUAGAAGGCAUUCAAAAUGUGUUGUGUAAGUUUUCAUUCCACUCAUGGUGUAAAUUAAAACAAAAAAUAUCAUUACCAAUUAUUUUUUAUUUUUAUAUCAAAACAAUUGUUGUUUGUUAAAAAUUAAUAUUUGUUAGCUUAGUUAAAAUCUUGAAAUAUAUAACUUUUUUGUUAAGUAAAUGAACAUGUUUAUAUUAACAUUGUUAUGGACAGUAAACUGGCGAUCUAUAUCUUUUUAAAGUGUUUUUGUUACCUAUAGUCAAAAUGGAAUUUAUUUUUAUUAGUUUGUGUAACAACAAAUGAGUUUAGUUAUGUAUUUAACAAAGUCAUCAUUUGGAGCAAAAUUAGAAUGUUUAAUGUUUAUUUUGUUCAUAUUUUCUAGCUCAAUGCCUGAUUUACAUUUUGUAUAUGUAAAUAAUAAAACUAAACCAGUGUG
Messenger RNA from Mya arenaria, 10707 nucleotides. RefSeq names its product nuclear pore complex protein DDB_G0274915-like. The transcript has 14 exons. NCBI's taxonomy places the organism in Eukaryota, Metazoa, Mollusca, Bivalvia, Myida, Myidae. Gene Ontology annotation, cellular component: nucleus. The record is from RefSeq and is a predicted model, not a curated record. Gene Ontology annotation, biological process: DNA damage checkpoint signaling; DNA repair; regulation of transcription regulatory region DNA binding. The coding region runs from base 1963 to 6441 and encodes 1492 amino acids. Gene Ontology annotation, molecular function: histone H3K79 methyltransferase activity.